Molecule: messenger RNA, 1849 nt
Organism: Amphiprion ocellaris (clown anemonefish)
Lineage: Eukaryota; Metazoa; Chordata; Actinopteri; Pomacentridae
Product: intestine-specific homeobox
Exons: 5
Coding region: 417-1124 (235 amino acids)
Biological process (GO): regulation of transcription by RNA polymerase II
Molecular function (GO): DNA-binding transcription factor activity, RNA polymerase II-specific; RNA polymerase II transcription regulatory region sequence-specific DNA binding
Source: RefSeq, a predicted model, not a curated record
GAGCAGAGAAGAACAGAGAACCAUUCAACUUUGUAAGUGAAGAGUGAAAAUGAUGAAUAGUAACAACAUUCAUUUAUGUAUUUACAGUGAGCACACCUUAAGUAAUGACAGAGGCACUGAAAGAAGGAAAGGUCCAUGCUAAUGGAUGCUGAUUAACAGGUUUCCUAGAAGUAUGAGUUGCAUAUUGCCAGUCGCUCCUCCUCCUCCAUGAUGACCAUGUGAUGCAGGUCAAACACAGGCCGACAGGAGAGGAAGGACAACUGCAUGUUCUCACCUUGCAGAGUGCAACAAAGAUCCUCGAGAGAAGAAAUCUGAGAGUUUCCUCACCCCGAGAGGUUUUCAAAGGAGAAAUCUUCACAAAACUGAAGGGAUCCUGCUGACCACUGGUGACUCACAUCUGUUUAAAGGGACACAUAAUGACAGAUGUGCUGAUGGCAGGGGAUAAACUACUGGACAUGUGGACUAGAGAAGACACAGAAAAAGACUCCUGCUUGGAUCAAAAACUGGAAUCUCAACCACGCAAAAAAAUACCCCACUCAAUCGAGGAAAUCCUAAGAAGGCCCACGUGUAUCAGAAAUGAGAGUCGAGUUCAUCGGAACUGGUCUGUGAUCAGGGAAAACAGACAAAUAUCUGACCAGCACUCAUGUACAGAAACUCCACAGAUUAGGCUCCUUGAAGAGUCUCCAAAACCCACCACAGACUGCAAGAGUCAGAGGAAAAAGAAGCAAACCAGGGUCACGUUCACGCCAUUCCAGGUGCAGGAGAUGGAGAAAGUUUUCCAGCAGACUCACUAUCCUGACAUCAACACCAGAGACCAGCUAGCCUCCCGCCUGCACCUCACUGAGGGCAGAAUACAGAUCUGGUUCCAGAACCGCAGAGCCAAAUGGAGGAAGGCUGAAACGCUGAAGGACAUUGAGGCGGUGACCAGACAGCAGGUACAUUCAGCCAGCCACCACCUGCUUUAUUAUGAGCCCCCCAUGCAGACGGUGUGCUGGCUGCCCUGCUCCCGUCCUGAACCUCUCCAGUCCAGGCUGUACUUCAGAUCAACGUUGACGCCGGCUGUUCUGACACAUUUCCCAGUUCACAGGACUCUCUAUUUUGACAUGCUGGGGAUGGAACGAUAGCACCUUCAGUUUUCUUACAAAUCCUUCAGUUUAAGUCUCUCUUUUUUUAAAUUAACCGUCCUGUUGUCCUCAUUUACAGGCACCAAAAAAUAUUGUUUCCUCGUCUGAAAAAAAUCCAAAAAUUCAGCAAAAACAUUCCCCAGAUUUCAGAAAAUUUGUGAAAACCUUCAGGAAGAAAAUUCCAAAAAAUCUUUUAAAGUUUCCCUUAAAAGUUUUAUUUUUUAAAAAAAAGUCCUCCAAAUUUGGCAAGAAAAUUCUUGUAAAUAUUUUCAAAAAAUAAGUAAAAAUCUUCCUCCAAAAAAUGCAAAAAAUAUCUAAAGUGAUUACAUAUACAUCAAUAAAACUUCUAAUAUUUUCUUAAGACCAUUCACAUAAAACAAUCAACCAAAAUCCAGUGAAAUUUGCUGGAUUUUGGUUGAUUUUUUAUGUGAAUGUUCUUAAGAAACAUUUUUUUCCACCAAAAAAUGUUCAAAGAUUUCCCCAAAAUGUUGAAAAUGUGGAAAUCAGAAAUUUCACUGUAAAAAUAUAUUUUUUUCUGCAUUUUCAAACUUUAAAACAGGUCAAUUUUGACCUGCACGAUGACACGAGGGUUAAAUGUGGUGCAAAGUGUCUGAUAAUGCAGAAAAUGAAGGCAGAAUUUGAUCUGUAGAAUGAUUUUAUUGUUAGACUGUCCCACUAGAAUAAGUUCUUUUUCCAUUUCCAAAUAAAGCUGCCUAUUAAAAGCA